This is a messenger RNA of Capsella rubella, 469 nucleotides long. RefSeq names its product S-protein homolog 5. The transcript has a single exon. NCBI's taxonomy places the organism in Eukaryota, Viridiplantae, Streptophyta, Magnoliopsida, Brassicales, Brassicaceae. Bases 1 to 459 code for a protein of 152 amino acids. The record is from RefSeq and is a predicted model, not a curated record.
AUGGCUUCCUCAACAAAUCAAAUUUUCAUUUUCUUCGUGCUAGUCUUAUUUCUCUAUGUUCUCCAAACGUCGGCAUCAUUAGAAAACUAUUCGUCCAGCGAUGGACUUAUACCAUUCUCAGCUAAACAUGUUACUAUCGUCAACAAGUUGGUCUCGCAUGCAAUCUUGAUUGUGCACUGUAGAAACAAAGGGGAUGAUUUAGGAGUAGUAAGACUCAACUGGAAAGACACUUUUGAUUUCAGGUUUCGUGUCAAUCUACGUAAAACAACAACGUACACUUGCAGUUUCGAGUGGCCUAAUGGCACAGCUACGUUUGAUAUAUUUAGAGCAGAUAGAGACGACAAUCCAAAAAGUGAGGCUGGAAGCUGCAAAGAAUGUAUUUGGUAUGUAACUGAGGCAGGUCCAUGUCGUAUUAAGCGCGAUGGUGGUCGGCCUCUAUGUUUUCCAUGGAAUCCUUAGUUACUUAAAA